AUGCACCAAAGACAUGUAUUAUAUAAUUCAAGUAAACAUCAGAAAAGGAAAAAGAUUGAAGAACUGCGCCGUGUAAGUAUUUUAUGAACAAAGAAGGAUUUAAGCAUGCAAAAUCAAAUAUUUUCCAGCUAUUCAUCGAAUUCGUCAAGUUCACUGCGUGCCUACAAGUUCAACUGAAUCAUUUUUGCUCAAAGGAAUUGAUUUUGAUAAACAAAAGAAGCUUUGUCGCUUUUCAAGAACAAAUAUUAUCGCAUAUUCGAAUCAGAAAUACUAAAGUAUGUUUUUAUCCGUAAACAGAUGCGAUAUCUCCCCUACACCACAUUUCUUUUUCCAGCGUGUGAUCGGCUUGAAUUUCAAUCAAUUAAUGAAGCUGUAUGGAGUGAUAAAUGAGCGAGAAAAGUGUAAAGCUCCGAAAAUAAUACGGAUAGCUAUAUUUUUAUUGUUUUCAAAAAAUGGUAAGUGGUAUUCUAAAAACAAAAACAAAAAAUUAUUUUCAGGCGUAAGCCAACAUGCGCUUGCAAUCAGAACAGGACUUAGUCAAACAACAAUUCAUCGAAUAAUUCAAGAAUGUUCGACUGAUUUGAUUAUGCAUGCGCGAGAUCUGAUAAAAUGGCCAUCAAAUGACGAAAUUAUCACUCAAGAGAAUUACUGUUUGAGUAUAUCGAAAGGAUUCAGAGCAUUUGCGAGUAUUGAUGGAAAACACUUUCGUAUUGACCAUCCACCGAAUUCCGGAGUUUAUAAUAGGAAUUACAAGCAAUACUUCAGUUUCAACACUCUUUUCAUAAGUGAUUUCAACCGACGUAUCAUUUAUAUGCAGAUAUGCAACUCGGGGCAGAAUUCGGAUGCUCAACUUUUUGCGGCUUCUCCUCUCAAAGGAUUUCUAGAAAAUCCGAAUAAUUUACCACCUUUGCGAAACCUUCCGAACACGACGAUUCCUGCUAGUGCAUAUAUAUUAGGAGAUGGAGGAUUUAAGUUAAUGAAACAAGUUAUCACACCAUAUAGACGAUUGAAUAUGACUCCCGAAAAAGCAAAAUUCAAUACUGAACUCAGCAAAAUUCGCGUUCGGGUCGAACAUUUAUUCGGGGUAGUAACCAGCAAAUAUCGAUGUUUCCGAAAAAACCUCGAACUGGCACCUUCAAAUGCUCAAAGGCUGAUAGCUGCACUUUCUGUCCUUCACAAUCUAACUCUUCGGCCAAAAAUAUAUGCGACACAAAAUCAACAAAUUUUCCCGCCGAUAAUUGAUCCAUAUAAAACUGCGAAUGAGUUUCGCGAUGUUAUUAAAAGUCAUGUAAAUUCUUUUUGA
Molecule: messenger RNA, 1303 nt
Organism: Caenorhabditis angaria
Lineage: Eukaryota; Metazoa; Nematoda; Chromadorea; Rhabditida; Rhabditidae
Source: the annotation of a GenBank genome assembly